UCGCACUUGCUUAGAUUUCUCAGUCGUGUUUUGGCUCUUCGAGAAAUCAGAACGCUUGGCAAACAAAUAAAACACACAAAGGCACAGAGACAUGUUCGCAAAUUCGGAAUCCCCCAAGGCCACCCCCUGCAUUGGGAUAAUGUGCAUCGACGUGGCGCAGUGGCUGGAGGCCGAGUACGGCAAGAAGUGGCACAGUUAUCUGGCGGCCUCAUACGUGAAGCAGCUGGAGGCCGCGGGGGCGCACGUUGUGCCCGUCUGGAUUGGCCACAAUCGUUCCUACUACGACUCGCUGAUGAAUCAACUGAACGGCAUCCUCCUGCCCGGCGGGGCCGUCUUCAUCGAUGAGGCCGACAGGCAGUCGCGGCCCGACCUGACCAACGACUGUGUCCGAACGGCGGAUCUCAUCUACCAGCUGGCCAUGGAGCGGAACAACGGGGCCGGCGACCCCGAGGGAUACUUUCCGCUGUGGGGCACGUGCCUGGGCAUGCAGCUGCUGCUGAUCAACGCCGCCCAGAGCACCAAGGUGCGCACCAAGUGCCAGUCAAUGAGGAAGGCCCUGCCCGUGUGCCUCACCGAGGACUACCGCCAGUCGAAGCUGUUCAUGGACCUGCCGGAGGAGUGCUUCGCCAGCCACCAGCACGGCUACUGCAUCACCAGGGAGAGCCUGCAGGAGUACGGCCUGACCGCCGACUGGCAGCCCCUGGCCCUGCAGAAGGACCCCGCUGGCUGCGAGUUCGUCAGCCUCAUCGAGCACCGGCGCUUCCCCAUUUUCGGCUGCCAGUUCCACCCGGAGCGGGCCGCCUUCGAGCAGCUCUACGCCUGCGAGGACACCAGCAGCCAGGCCCAUUCCCGCGAGGGCAUCGAGCUCUCCGAGCGCCUGGCCGGCCGCUUCGUCGACGCCUGCCGCCGCAACCGGAACCGAUUCGCCAGCGCGGAGGCCAAGUCGCGGCAUCUCAUCUGGAACUGGCAGCCCGAGUUCUGUGGCAAGCACAAGGGCUCCAACUGGCUGCAGUGCUACCUCUUCGAGAAGGACGUGGCCUAUCCGAAGUAGGAAACGAGAGGACAUAUUGAAGAUACUCAAAGCAAAUGCUGUUCCUUAUACUAGCCAAUAAAUUAAUAAAGCUUUGCCUUUUGGCCCUUUUCCCUGUUA
This is a messenger RNA of Drosophila persimilis, 1150 nucleotides long. It is a transcript of the gene l(3)72Dr, whose product is annotated as gamma-glutamyl hydrolase. Gene Ontology annotation, biological process: tetrahydrofolylpolyglutamate metabolic process. Bases 92 to 1051 code for a protein of 319 amino acids. The record is from RefSeq and is a predicted model, not a curated record. The transcript is spliced from 2 exons. Gene Ontology annotation, molecular function: gamma-glutamyl-peptidase activity. Gene Ontology annotation, cellular component: vacuole. NCBI's taxonomy places the organism in Eukaryota, Metazoa, Arthropoda, Insecta, Diptera, Drosophilidae.